Aegilops tauschii subsp. strangulata is the source of this 1407-nucleotide messenger RNA. RefSeq lists its product as uncharacterized. The record is from RefSeq and is a predicted model, not a curated record. Lineage: Eukaryota; Viridiplantae; Streptophyta; Magnoliopsida; Poales; Poaceae.
CCUGGCGCCACGCGCGUACACAACACGCUCGACACGGGGUCCAUCCAUCCACCCAAACACCCUGCCAAGUUUCCACCUAUCCCUUCCCCGAUUUGAUUGAGUUGAGCCCGACGCCCCCACCCCACCGACCGCGCCUUCCCCACCACACCGCAGCUCCGGCGGGCCCGAACCAAAUCAAUCGCCGGAUCCCCCUCCACCUCCACCGCCCAUGGAGCUGGCGACGCGCGAUCUCGCGGCGCUGGGCGCGGCGGACCUGGUGCGGGUCUCCGCCGCGAUCCCGCGCGCCGCGCCGCGCACCUUCGCGCUGCUCACCGCCUGCCUCGUCUUCCCGCUCUCCUUCGCCGUGCUGGCGCACUCCCUCUUCACCCACCCCAUCCUCCGCCGCAUCCGGACCUCCGACUACACCGCCACCUCCGCGCAGUGGGUGGCGCUCUUCGCCUACCAGUUCCUCUACCUCAUCUUCCUCUUCACCUUCUCGCUCCUCUCCACCGCCGCCGCCGUCUUCACCGUCGCCUCCCUCUACGCCGCCAAGCCGGCCUCCAUCGCCUCCUCGCUCUCCGCGCUGCCGCCCAUCCUGCCCCGCCUCCUCCGCACCUUCCUCUGGGUCUCGCUCCUCAUGCUCGCCUACCACGUCGGCUUCGUCGUCACCGUCGUCCUCCUCAUCCUCCUCUUCGACCCGCCCAUGACCGCCUCCACCCCGCCCCCCCUCUCCUUCCUCCUCGCCCUCCUCGCCGUCGCCUUCCUCUUCCUCGCCAUCCACGUCUACAUCUCCGCGCUCUGGCACCUCGCCAGCGUCAUCUCCGUGCUCGAGCCCCUCUGCGGCCUCGCCGCCAUGUCCAAGAGCAGGCAGCUCCUCCAGGGCCGCACUCGCACCGCCGCGGUCCUCGUUUUCUCCUACUUCGCCAUCUGCGGGCUCAUCACGGGGAUGUUCCGUUCGGCUGUCGUCAAGGCGCGGGGCGAGGAGGGGAGCCUCGACAUGAGCUUGGCCGGCCGGAUAGGCGUCGGCGCUCUGCUCGUCUCUGUUCUCGUCUGUGUCAAUCUCUUGGGGCUGCUCGCGCAGAGCGUCUUCUAUUACGCCUGCAAGGCCUACCACAACCAGGAGAUCGACAGGACCGCGCUGUACGAGCACCUCGGCGGUUACCUUGGCGAGUACGUGCCGCUCAAGAGCAAUAUCCAGAUGGAGAACCUGUGAGAUUCGUAAGCUGCUCACUCGCCUGCUCCUUCCAAAUACUAGCUGUGCUGUUGGAUCUUGUUCUAAAGAAGAGCAUGGCGUUGCCAGGAUUUUAUUUAGUUUUCUUGUUUCUAGUUUAUUGUGCUUGCCUGUUGUAAUCUGUAAUUAACAAUAAUGCGCAGUAUGGACUGAUCUGUGGUAUGCAACAUAAAGGAAGUUCUCAUUCUGCUGCAAAA